AUGGGCCCGCGCAGCUGGUCGCGCCGUGUUUACAUCUCGGCGCGAGUCACCUCUGGCGAGGAGCGGACUGCACUGACCCGCCUCGGCUCCCGGGGAGGCCAGGGCGGGGGUCCGGCUCCGGAGGAAGCGCGUCCUGGGAGGGUCUGUGUCGGCGGGAGGCUGCGGCCGGCGCCGGGGCUGGGCGGCGAGCUCGGGGCGGGACCUGGGAGGCUCCGGCCGCCCGGGGCGGCGGGAGGGCUGGACAGCAGUUUCCUUCCCCGUCGGGCCUUAUCGCCGCCGCGUACCUUCCUUGCCUCCGCCGCCGGCUGGCACGACAGGUUGUACUCGGCCGUUCUUUUAUUCUCGCUCUCCACGCCGGCCCCCUGCUGCCAGCUCCCCCUAUUCCCGGGGGGUAGGGAGGCUCGGCUCUGCGCGGAAUCUGUUUUAAACAAAACAAAAACGGGCUCAGUGACACGCACGUCCAGUGACCGCCUUCGGGGUCCUUCGCGGGCGGAGCUGGCCCUCGGGGACCGCGCUCCGGAACGUCGUGGGGGCGCGCGAGGGGUCGGCGAGGCUCUGCGCGGCUCCGGACGCGCUGGCCCCGCCGCGCUGUGCGCCGGGCAGCCGGCCCCCCUCGCCCCACUCGGGCGUUUUUAUUCCGUCGGUAAAGGACAGAAAAUGUUCCAUAACACCAGGAGUGCUCCAGAUUGCAGUUUCUGGUGUUCUUCGGGUGCCCGCGUCCCGGGCUGCCUUUGUAGGAGACAGGUCCCCCGAGAAUAGCCUUUAAGUUCUUAGUACUUCAUCAAAUGAGCGCGAAGAGGGGGAGCCUCGUUGUAAAACGGAGCCCUCCUUUCUUGUGUUUUGAACACUUGCUUCACCUGUGUGGCUUAGAUUUCAGUCCGGCGGCGAGAGAACAGUAACUGUGCGUUUGGCAUCAGACUUGCUUUUCUUUUUAUCCGAGUCUCCGUCGAGAGGCGAAUUGUGUACUUUCUCCAGUGCCAGGAGCACAGAAGGUCGGCUCCACUGGGGUGGCUAUGGAGCGCUGCUUCAGAAGCAUGACCAGCUGUGAGUUUUCCCAGGACUUUCCUGGAUUUAGGUCUGAAAGUCUCAGAUCUUGGGAAGCCCC
Molecule: messenger RNA, 1105 nt
Organism: Sciurus carolinensis (gray squirrel)
Lineage: Eukaryota; Metazoa; Chordata; Mammalia; Rodentia; Sciuridae
Exons: 2
Coding region: 1-759 (252 amino acids)
Source: RefSeq, a predicted model, not a curated record